Molecule: messenger RNA, 1686 nt
Organism: Vicia faba (fava bean)
Lineage: Eukaryota; Viridiplantae; Streptophyta; Magnoliopsida; Fabales; Fabaceae
Source: the annotation of a GenBank genome assembly
AUGGCGGUCACAGCAAUUUCAGAAACCUCUCAAAUCCACAGAUUCCCUCAAUACAAAUACAUCCACGCCGUCCGUUGGCUUCCGGUUCUCUCCGCAUUCAACCGCUUCGCCGUUCUCGCUUCCUCCAACUCCGAUUCCGACGUCUCUUCCAUCGAAAUCCACUCUUUCAAACCAAACCCUAUUUCCUUCGAUUUACAUUCUUCAUGGGCCUCUCCUUCCCCAAUCUUCUCUCUCAAAGCCUCGCAGUUCCUUCAGAAAUCAGUCAUCGCCGCUUCAACUUCCUCCGGCUCGCUUCACUUCUUGUUCGCCGAUUCCAGCGACAGGAUGCUUGAAUAUGAGGUUUCUGUACCGGAGCAUGAGCUUCAUUCGGUGGGGAAGUCUUGUAUUGAUUUGAUCGAUGGUGGCAUUGAGUGUGUUACCGUUGGGGAUGAUGGGAAGGUUAAUUUGGUUACGGUGGGAGAUUCUAAUUUGAAUUAUAGGAGGUUGUUUGAUAGUGAUGGGUUGGUCUCGUAUACGGCAGUGAAAUGGGCUUCGCCGGUGGAGUUUGCUACCGGGGGAUAUGGAUUUGGGCUUCAAUGGUGGGAUCAGAGGAAACCGGGUGACCCGGUUUCUCAGUUUAAGGGUAACUGGGAUACAAAAUUGACUUCUGGCAUAGUGCACUCUAUCAAUAUUCAUCCAUCAAGAAAGCAUACUUGCCUGGCUGGUGGCUCCUUAGGUACUGUUUUGGCUUGGGAUCUUAGGUGGCAACAACAACCAAUUAUACUCUCAGGAGCAGGGAAUGGGGCUGGCAACACUGCAGUCCAGUCAAUAUCUGAAAGUGAGGUUAAUUUGGUUUCGGUGGGAGAUUCUAAUUUGAAUUAUAGGAGGUUGUUUGAUAGUGAUGGGUUGGUCUCGUAUACGGCGGUGAAAUGGGCUUCGCCGGUGGAGUUUUCUACCGGGGGAUAUGGAUUUGGGCUUCAAUGGUGGGAUCAGAGGAAACCGGGUCACCCGCGUGAAAAGGAAAAAAGAGAGCCCACUCAAUCAGAAAUGUUUGUUGAAACUCGAAAAGGAAAUAAAGGAAAGGAACUGGAUGUAGAAACUGGAAAAGUAAUUUCCCAACUUCAAGAAAUGGUUGAAAAGGAGGAAAGUGAUACAGAAGCUUUUAAAGUUUUUUUUUUGGAAAGGAGUUUCCAGGCAGGUGAACAGGUCUCUACAUUAAGGGACGAGUUUCAAGAUAAGAUUGAUAGAUUGCAAAAUGCUUUUAAGACCGUAAUACAACAAUGCAAUCCUCAAAUUAAUAUAGAGUCAAUUGAAGAUUUGUUAGGAUUAUCUCAUGGAGAUGCUAAUAGUUCCCCAAAGGAUAUAAGACCACAAAUGCAUUCAUCUACAUCAACUCAUGCUCCAAGUCAUGGAAAGCAAUGUAUCAAUGAAGAUGUUGAAAAGGACGAUAUAAAUGAUGAAAUUCAAGAGGACGACAUAAAUGAUAAAAUUCAAGAGGACGACCUAAAUGAUAAAAUUCAAGAGGACGACGUAGAUGACGAAUUUCAAGAGGACGACAUAGAUCUAGAUGAUGAAUUUCAAGAGGAGGAUAUAGAUGGUGAAUUUCAAGAGGACGACGUAGAUGAAGAAUUUAUGGAGGAUGACAUAUCUAACGAAUUUCAAGAGGACGAUCUGGAUGCUUUACUCCUAGAAGACAAACUUGAAUGA